Bufo gargarizans (Asiatic toad) is the source of this 2293-nucleotide messenger RNA. RefSeq names its product NADPH dependent diflavin oxidoreductase 1 (gene NDOR1). Gene Ontology annotation, cellular component: cytosol. The record is from RefSeq and is a predicted model, not a curated record. The transcript has 15 exons. Gene Ontology annotation, molecular function: FMN binding; flavin adenine dinucleotide binding; NADPH-hemoprotein reductase activity. Bases 43 to 1842 code for a protein of 599 amino acids. NCBI's taxonomy places the organism in Eukaryota, Metazoa, Chordata, Amphibia, Anura, Bufonidae.
GCGAGGUCACCGGGUGUUACUGUCUCUCAGCUCUGGGAAGGAAUGGAGGGGGACACGCAGACGGCCUCGAGAAAGAUCCUGAUUCUGUAUGGCAGUCAGACGGGGACGGCGGAGGACAUGGCAGAGAGACUGGCGAGAGACGCCCGCCGCAGGCACUUCACCUGCAGGGUGGACUCCUUAGACAGCUACAAUAUUGCCGGUCUCGUCCAUGAACCCCUGGUGAUGUUUGUCUGCGCUACAACCGGACAAGGAGACCCCCCGGAUAACAUGAAGAACUUUUGGAGGUUCAUCUUCCGCAGGAAUCUGCCCCAUAAUUCCUUGUGUCUGAUGGAGUACGCUGUUCUAGGUCUGGGAGACUCUUCUUAUCCAAAGUUUAACUUUAUCGCUAAAAAACUGCACAAGCGCCUGCUGCAUCUCGGAGCGAAUCCUCUCCAGUCUCCGGCCCUGGGGGACGACCAGCACGAUCUGGGCCCUGACGCCGUGGUGGAUCCAUGGCUGAACAACCUGUGGGAUAAGGUCCUCUCCUUAUAUCCGCUCCCUCCUGGUCUCAGCGUCAUCAGUGACCUCAUCAUGUUACCUCCAAAGUUCUCUCUCCGGUUCCUGGAUAAACAGGAGACUACGUGUGACACUGCAGAGAGAGAGGGCAGCGGGGACCCCCCGACAGAGCGGCAGCCGCACCCCGCUCCACUGGUAACCAACAUGCGUGUGACCGCACAGGAGCAUUUCCAGGAUGUGCGGCUCAUCGAGUUUGAUAUCUCCGGAUCCGGCAUUCAAUACUCCCCCGGUGAUGUAGUGAUGAUCCAGCCUCAGAAUUCCCCCGAGGACAUUCAGACGUUCUGUUCCCUUCUCCGUCUGGACCCAGGCAGUGUCUUUGUCUUGGAGCCCCAUGAUCCAGACACCGUGGUUCCCUCACAUCUUCCUCGGCCUUGCUCGGUGCAGCAUCUGGUAGAGAGAUAUCUAGAUAUCCACUGUGUCCCUCGCCGCUCCCUGUUCCAGCUCCUCGCCUACUUCUCUCCAGAUGAACAGGAGAGAGAGAAGCUGCAGGAGUUCAGCUCAGCCGCUGGUCAGGAGGAGCUGUACACGUACUGCAACCGGCCCCGGCGGACUACCCUGGAGGUUCUCAUUGAUUUUCCUCACACAACCUCAAGCAUCCCCGCAGAUUAUCUCCUGGAACUUAUUCCUCGCAUCCGUCCCCGAGCGUUCUCCAUCGCCUCAUCCAUGCAGGCACACCCCAACAGACUGCAGAUCCUCAUGGCCGUGGUACAGUACAAAACAAAGCUGCACGAGGUCCGCCGAGGUCUGUGCUCAUCAUGGCUGGCAUCCAUCAGUCCGGAGGAUGGUACGCGGGUUCCACUGUGGGUGAAAAAGGGGAGUCUGAAGUUCCCCAGUGACCCCGAUACCCCACUGGUUAUGGUGGGACCAGGCACUGGAGUGGCCCCGUUCCAUUCCGCCAUACAGGAGAGAGCGGCACUUGGUAAACCCGGAAGCAAUUUGUUUUUUGGCUGCAGAGGAAAAAACAAAGAUUUCUAUUACGAGGAAGAGUGGGGGGAUCUGGAGAAGAGGGGGCUCCUCAGGUUAUUCACGGCUUUCAGCCAGGAUCAGGAGGAUAAAAUUUACGUUCAGCAUCGGAUAAAGGAGAAUGGCGCCUGUCUGUGGGAACUGAUCAGCAAUAAGCAAGCCUACGUCUACAUAGCCGGAAAUGCAAAAUCGAUGCCAGCCCAAGUGACCGAUGCCUUGAAAUCCGCCUUCCAAUCUGAGGGUCAGAUGUCCGCCCUGGAGGCCGAGCAGUACCUGGUCAUGCUGGAGAAAUGUGGCCGGUUCCAGAGUGAGACCUGGUCUUAAUCUACUAACACCCCGGAGGUGGACCCCCGGAGCUGAGGACUCUGAGACCUAUGACUCUUACCUAAUUCUGACCACUGCAGUAGUGACCCACACUGCUUACAUCCUGCUGAAGAGAAGGUGCUGGGGUUGUACCUCUCUAUGCUACAUUUGGGUGGGUAAUAUUGUGGUAUGCUGGCGCCACCAAGUCGAGCCAGGACAGCGGUGAGGAAUCUUGAGGCUCCAAACCUGAUAAAAACUGUAGUUACAUGCAGUCACCACUAGGGGGAGCACAGGAACUUUCUCAGGACAGUUCUCUUUGAAGUCACAUAUGCAGUAAGCUCCCCCUAGUGGUGGCUGUGAGAACCCUGAAUUUUACAAUUUACUUCUGUCCAUGGAGAGGAUUUGGAGCUCUGUAUCAGGAAAACGACAUUCCGACUGCUAAAAAGAUAUAUUAAUAAAUUAUUGAUUUGGA